Messenger RNA from Musa acuminata subsp. malaccensis (wild Malaysian banana), 1285 nucleotides. Its product is annotated as early nodulin-like protein 1. Gene Ontology annotation, cellular component: plasma membrane. Gene Ontology annotation, molecular function: electron transfer activity. The record is from RefSeq and is a predicted model, not a curated record. NCBI's taxonomy places the organism in Eukaryota, Viridiplantae, Streptophyta, Magnoliopsida, Zingiberales, Musaceae.
AGCAGUUUGAGUCUUCUCCAUUGACUUGCCUAUCGCUCCGUUCUGCGAUCUUCCGCUGGAAUUGCAGAGAACGAUGGAGAUCUCUAAAAGUUGGCUCAGUUCUCUUUUUUUUGUAGCGGUUUUGAUGGGGUUGGUGACUUCUUCCGGGGCUUAUGUUUUCUACGUCGGCGGGAGAGAUGGUUGGGUGUCCAAUCCUUCGGAGAGCUACGACAGCUGGGCUGGGAGGAACAGGUUCCAGGUUAAUGACACACUCGUGUUUAGAUACAAAAACGGGACGGACUCUGUUUUGGUGGUGACGAAGCAGGACUACGACGCAUGCAACGUGAGUAAUCCGAUCCAGAAGUUGGAGGGAGGCGAUUCGAUGUUCAAUCUCGGCCGGUCGGGACCGUUCUUCUUCAUCAGCGGCGUCCCGGACAACUGCCGGAAGGGCCAGAAGCUGGUGGUGGUGGUGUUGGCUGUUAGGAACGGGGGGAAACCCAGCCCAUCGCCGCCGUCCCCUCCACCGGCUGCUGUCUCACCGUCACCAUUAGCUCCCUCCGAGCCCCCCACGUCUUCUCCUACCUCGUCUCCUCCUCUUCCGCCAUCUCCUUCUUCCUCUGCUUCGCCUUCUCCUUCUCCCUCUGCCCCAUCUCCGGCAUCCAUCUCCCAGUCUCCUUCUCCAUCACCUGCUCAUUCACCAUCCCCUUCUUCUUUCACUUUAACUCCAGCCAGCGCUCCUACUCCAACAGCAGAGCCACCCAAUUCAGGUUCUCCUGCCUCUGCCCCAUCUCCGGCAUCCAUCUCCCAGUCUCCUUCUCCAUCACCUGCUCGUUCACCAUCCCCUUCUUCUUCCACUUUAACUCCAGCCACCGCUCCUACUCCAACAGCAGAGCCACCCAAUUCAGGUUCUCCUCCUCCUCCUCCCCCCAGCUCCCCUAGUGGAACCCCAUCUGGUCCAGAGUCAUCUCCGUCGCAGUCUGUGUCUCCUCCAAGCCCCUCCUCCUCCUCUAUCGUGAGUGCAUCAAGUAUCACCCUUGGACUGAUUGCCAUGAUCCUUGGCGGUGCCCUUCUCCACUAAUUCCAUGGAUUGAUUCACCAAAUUGCUCAUGUUCAUGGAGUUUGGCACAUUCUUGUGGAUGUCGUAUCUCCGUUAUGUGUUCUUUGUAGGGUGUUGAAAGCACAGCGGGUGGUGUUGUGUACCGACAAAGAGGAUACGGAUACUAUUGUUUGGGUCUCGUAUACGAAUAAAGGAGGACAUGAACGGUGAAGUUUAUUGUGAAUGAUUCAUGUUGGUGUUUAGCAAUUA